GCCGCGGCCGCGGGCUGGGGGCCGCCAUGGCCUCGGGGGGCGCCGCCGCCCGGGCCCCCGCCGAGGAGCCGCCAUCGGCCGAGGCCCCCGCCGAGCAGAAGCCGCCGCCGCCUCCGCCGCCGCCGGCGCAGGAGGAGUUCUCCUUCCUGCCGCUCGUCCACGACAUCAUCAAAUGCAUGGACAAGGACAGCCAGGAUGUUCACCAGGUGCUGAAUGAACUCAAGAACAAGUUCCAGGAGAUGAGGAAGCUGAUCAGCUCCAUGCCCGGCAUCAGCGUCAGCCCGGAGCAGCAGCAGCAGCAGCUGCAGAACCUGCGGGAGCAGGUCCGGACCAAAAACGAACUGCUGCAGAAGUACAAGAGCCUUUGCAUGUUUGAAAUCCCCAAGGAGUAGGAAGGGAGCAGCUCUGCUCGCAGGGUCAGGGGUACUUCUCCUGGCUGAACAGAGAGAAAAAGGUGUCGGAAGUUUACUUUUCUUUCUUACGUGCAUUUUUUGUCACAUUGCUCUGAAGUCGUGUCUGUGGAUCACAGGCAUGUGACAGCGAACCAGAACAGUUCUUGUGUGCCUCACAUAGGAUGAUUACGGCGGUGUCUUCGCGUUGAUCUGCUGUAGGACUGUGUGCAUUUAUAUAUGCAUCUCUGGUUUUUCUCUCCAUGUGUGAGUUUGUUUUUUUUUUCAUUCAAGCAAGCAGGGGGCAUUGUGUUUUCUCCUCACUAAAGGUCAAAAUACCUGCUGGUUAAGUCGAAAAGGAAAAAGGGGGCAUUUUCUGCAUUUUUUUUCGCUUCCGAAUGGACAAAAGCGGCCAAACAUCAAAAGGGAGCAUAAGAGGGAAGCACAAGCUGUUUGGCCCUGCUGCUGGAAAGGGUCUCUGGGGCACUUUGCAGUUUGUGUGUAUAAAAGAGGAAUGAUUGCUCUCAGUUAGUUUUGUAUGUCCCUCUCUGUUUUUAAACAAGUGGUGGUUGUGUCUGAGAUGAGUCAAGUAAAGAUUUAGAAACUCCAAA
This is a messenger RNA of Cygnus olor (mute swan), 1000 nucleotides long. RefSeq names its product mediator complex subunit 9 (gene MED9). Bases 27 to 392 code for a protein of 121 amino acids. Gene Ontology annotation, biological process: regulation of transcription by RNA polymerase II. Gene Ontology annotation, cellular component: mediator complex. The record is from RefSeq and is a predicted model, not a curated record. The transcript has 2 exons. Lineage: Eukaryota; Metazoa; Chordata; Aves; Anseriformes; Anatidae. Gene Ontology annotation, molecular function: transcription coregulator activity.